Messenger RNA from Branchiostoma floridae (Florida lancelet), 1781 nucleotides. Its product is annotated as phosphoglycerate kinase 1-like. The record is from RefSeq and is a predicted model, not a curated record. Lineage: Eukaryota; Metazoa; Chordata; Leptocardii; Amphioxiformes; Branchiostomatidae. The transcript has 13 exons. Gene Ontology annotation, molecular function: ATP binding; phosphoglycerate kinase activity; ADP binding. Gene Ontology annotation, cellular component: cytosol. Gene Ontology annotation, biological process: gluconeogenesis; glycolytic process. The coding region runs from base 124 to 1422 and encodes 432 amino acids.
UGCGCAUGUGACCCUCUCCCGUACACAGUCGUGCACAGCUGCUCCUGCUCGCCGGACCUCUCUCUCCCUCUCUGUCUCUCUCCUAGUUCAUUCAUACAGGACAGCUGUAACACCUGCUUCUACAUGUCGCUAACGAAGCUCAGUAUCGACAAGGUGGACGUCAAGGGGAAGAGAGUCCUCAUGAGGGUGGACUUCAAUGUUCCCAUGAAGGGAAAGGAAAUUACCAACACCCAGAGAAUUGUGGCUGCUAUCCCCAGUGUUAAGUAUGCCCUAGACCAGGGAGCCAAGUCUGUGGUGCUGAUGAGUCACCUGGGACGGCCCGACGGCAGACGACAGGACAAGUUCUCGCUCGCGCCCGUGGCUGACGAACUCAAGAAACUCUUGGGGAGGGAUGUGACGUUCCUGCCUGACUGUGUGGGAGGGGAGGUGGAGGCGGCCUGUGCUGACCCCGCCCCGGGGUCUGUCAUCCUCUUGGAAAACCUGCGCUUCCACAUUGAGGAGGAGGGGAAGGGAGUGGACGAAGGGGGAAACAAGGUGAAAGCAAAGCCAGAUGAUGUGACUGCCUUCAGGUCCUCUCUCACCAACUUGGGUGAUGUGUACGUCAAUGAUGCCUUUGGAACGGCCCACAGAGCUCACAGUUCCAUGGUUGGAGUGAACCACUCCCAGAGAGCCUCAGGUUUCCUUCUGAAGAAAGAGCUGGACUACUUCAACAGGGCUCUGCAGAACCCCAACAGGCCCUUCCUGGCCAUCCUUGGAGGGUCCUUUCCUGAGGGCAAGGCUAUUUUUGGCCCUGUGUGCAGUACUGCCAGUGCUAAAAUCAAGGACAAGAUACCCCUGAUCGAGAACAUGUUGGACAAGGUCAAUGACCUCAUCAUCGUAGGAGGCAUGGCCUUCACCUUCCUCAAGGUCCUGAAUGGGAUGAAGAUUGGGUCAUCUCUCUUCGACAAGGAAGGGGCCAAGAUCGUUGAGCACUUGAUGGAGAAGGCGAAAAAGAAUGGUGUUGCAAUCCACUUCCCAGUGGACUUCGUCACCGCAGAUGCCUUUUCUGAGAGUGCAGCAACAGGCACAGCCACAGUGGAGUCUGGGAUACCGGAUGGAUGGAUGGGAUUGGACUGUGGGCCUGAAAGUGGGAGGAAGUUUAAGGAGGUGAUCUCCAGGUCUAACACCAUUGUUUGGAAUGGGCCGGUGGGUGUGUUUGAGUUUGAGAAGUUUGCUGCGGGGACUAAGGGAAUGAUGGACGAUGUUGUGGCUGUUACACAGAAGGGAGCUGUCACUAUUAUUGGGGGAGGUGACACAGCGACUUGCUGUGCUAAGUUUGGUACCGAGGACAAAGUCAGCCACGUCAGCACUGGGGGUGGAGCUAGCCUGGAACUACUGGAAGGGAAGACAUUACCAGGGGUGGCAGCUCUCUCGGAGGCCUGAACGGAAGCAUGGAGAAACACUGUCAAAGUCAAACUGUAGAUGCGAUAUUCAAUAUAGCCUGAAAAUGGUAGUUUCUACAAUGUACUGGUGCUGUGUUUUCUAAGCAUUGUGGCUGAUAUUGCUUUGGGCAAAGGGGACCAGUAGAACUGAGCAACCCCUGCAAACAUUACUGUACUUUUUAGUAGUACAAAAUGUACAUCAUAAGUCCACUGUCCUGUAACAUACAUUUAUAAGCAAACAGACUUAACUUUUGAAAGUUAAGUUAACUGUUGGACUUUGAUGUGUGAGAAUAUACCAAUCCUGGCUGUCCAUCACCAUUAGCAGUUCAACCAAUGAAAGCUUGGCAAUUAGUGAUUUGA